UUGUGACUUGUGUGUCUGAAUCUUGUGAUAACUCUGUAAAAAAUGUGUUCGUACCGUAAUUCAAGGAAAGUAUCAUUGUUGUAAGAUAAUUAAAUCGUGGACAUGCCCGAGGAGGGAGUCGCGGCGGCCCCAGUGGGGACGACCAUGCAGAACUGGUUGGCAGGGACAAUUGUGGGUACCAUGGCAAUUAUCGUCUUGUCGAUCUUCAUCCCUGGGUGGAUCGUCUUUACAGAAAUUAACUCAAGCCUGAGCGUUUCCGCCAGUAUCUAUUACUGGAUGGUGUGUGGUGCUCGGAACACUACCUGUGGGGCCCAUGGAGUCGGUCAACCAGAAGCUUACAUGUACAUCGAGAAAACAAACGCUACACCGGACACGACCGUGCUCCUGGUAUCGGUAGACAUGAUUAUCUGUAUCAUGUGCGCGUUAAUCGUCUUGGGAGAUAUGGCGGGAAAUGAGCCGAAAACCACGUGGUGGAACAAUCUCAAACUAGCCAUACUUAUAUUUAUUAUUUUCAUUCUUAACCUGGUCAUCAUAGGCCUGUUCGGACACAGUAGUAUAACCCUGUCUGAGGAGCCGACGCUGGUGGUCAAUGUUCCAUAUUCCCUGUUUAUCCUGUCCUUAGCGGUGUUGCUAGCUCUCCUGGAGUUCUGUUUUCUCAUCUACGUACAUCGCGUCUCCACGGCCCCAUACAGAACAGUUGCCACUACUUCAAUAGAAGAGGACCAAGACCAACCGAGCACUAGCCAGCCGAGUAUCAACAGACCGUGUUAGAGCGGGCACCUGCUGAUGGAACUUAUAGAUCUAAUUUUGGCAUACUCCAGAUUUGCCUGUCUUAAAAAGAAUAUGAUUGUUUUUUUUUAAAAAUUACAAAUCAUGAAGACAUAGUAGUUUUACUGAGAAUUUACUGUAAGAUGUUUUUAACAAGCUGUUUAAAUGACAAUCUAUAACUCACUUCAAUAUAAAAAUUCAUUGAAAUAUUCACAUAAUUAAGGAACCUUUUCGUCAUACUAAGACUUCCUGAUACAUCAGUAUUAAAACUUCCUGAUUUCUGGAAGUUACCACACCUGAUGAAAAGGUAGAUCAGGGUUACCAUAGUUUCUUCUAGUACAGCUAGUUAAAAAGUAGGUCAGGGUAGUAUUUCCUUGUAUAACCAUUUUUUCUCAUUAAGAUAUUAUUUGGUUUCAUACACAGUAUUACACUGUAUAUACAUAUAUCUUUAACCUUAUGUGGAGAUAUAUAUAUAUAUUCUAACUUAGAAAACAAUACAAUAAUGAUACCAAUCAAUCCAACUGGUAUCAAACUGUCUGAAAACAUGAUGGAUCUUUCAUCCCAUUUGUGAAAAGUAAAAACAUAUAUUAUACAUUAUUACAUGUACAUUUAUUUUUAUACUGAAUGAGUCUCAUUAUGUUACAUAUUGGAAUGUACUAGUAUUAUUUUCCUUAUUACACACUUCAUUUGUAGAUCUAAACCAGGUAGAAUAUAAAAGUCCAGUUUAUAUGUAUAUCUUUUUGUUGGUUUUCUAUACUAUUUUGAAUCAUACAUAUACAUGUAUAUAUCCACCUACUCCCUCAUUUUAAAUUAAACUACAGUACAGCUGUAUACCUUAUAAACUUGAUGUCUUACAAUGUACAUGUAACUAUUAUUUUUCAUACAGUUCUUUUGGGGGGAAAAUGUUUAAAAAUCCUCAAAAUCAGCAGGGUCAUGAUUGGUCAUAUUUAUGGAAACUUCCUCAUUUGGCUGACUUUGCCAUAUGUACCCAAGUUUUAUGAUCCUUAUUCUCUUGUUAUCACUUGGUUGUGAAAUGUUUUUUUAAGUAAAUAUUCACUUUUUAAUAAUAAAAUAAUAUAAAGGUUCACAAAAUUAAAUUGUAAGAUCAUGGUGGCAUGACAGGAAGAGAGAAUUGUCAAGCACCAAAUGUACUAAAAAAAAAACCCAAAUGAUUUCAGCACCAUUUAUUUUUACAUUAUUUACAACAAAUCAAUAAAAUAAUUGCCAUAC
Messenger RNA from Saccostrea echinata, 1998 nucleotides. RefSeq lists its product as uncharacterized. NCBI's taxonomy places the organism in Eukaryota, Metazoa, Mollusca, Bivalvia, Ostreida, Ostreidae. Bases 103 to 771 code for a protein of 222 amino acids. The record is from RefSeq and is a predicted model, not a curated record. The transcript is spliced from 4 exons.